UCCUGCAUCUUUUUGCUGAAAAGCUGAGCGAUCGGCGACUGAGUGACGGUCGAGGCAGUGGAUUCUUUGUGUGUCCCUUUGUGUUCUCUCAUGGGAAGGCCAGUGUGGGUAGAAGGUAGCAGCAAUCGAAAGCAAAGUAAUUGCGGCGCAGAGAAUCUUGCCUGCUGCUGAGACUGACCAACUUGAUUCGAAAGAUAGCGAACCAAACUGCGUCUAUUGACAAUGGCGUCGACCACGAAUGAUCGUCUCACUAGGGCCACUCCGUUCUACACCAUGAACCUUGUCAAUUCGGCACUGUUUUCCAUCUUGCCAGGGAUCUAUGUAGUUGCUUCGCUCCUGUACGGUUUGGUGUUUGGAGCUCCCAAGAUCAAUUUGGUAAAGACGGCACAAGAAGAAUCCUCAUCCAAUCCACGUCGAACAGCAGUGAUAACAGGGAGCAACGCUGGCAUUGGUUUUGCAACGGCCCGUCAGUUGGUGUUGCACCACAAUGUGGAUGUUAUGUUGGCGUGUCGGUCGCGGGACAGGGCCAUCCAAGCUGCCGAACGCAUCAAUGCAGAAGCGCAAGUGACACCAGGAGUCUUGUCCAGAGCUGUAUUCUUGCACCCCUGUGAUUUGAGCAGCCUGGCAUCGGUUCGACAAUUCGCCACGGCGUUGAAAGAAAAGUACGAUACCUUGGAUAUUCUCAUUUGCAAUGCCGGUGUCAAUUCCAGUGUCGUCGAAGGAAACAGAACUGUGGAUGAUUUGGAACUGAUUUUCCAAUGCAAUGUGCUGGGCCAUUUUUUGUUGAUCCAAUUGCUACUGGAUCUCUUUCCAAAAGAGUCGGGACGGAUUGUGACACUAUCCUCUGUAGCACAUCAUUUGGUACCCAGCACGGCCUCGUUCGAUGAGAGCUAUUGGCGACAAUUGGCGGAAGGUUCUGCUGGUGCCAUCCCUGUACCAUACUUGGGAGCUCUCAUUGAGGACUCUGUGCAGACCUAUCCGCCCUCCAAAUUGGCAGCCUUGCUAUUGGCAGUGGAAUUGAACCGACGCUUUUACGAUUCUGGUGAUGAUAAGAACACAAGACAAAUACGGGCAUUUGCAGUGAAUCCUGGAGCUGUGGCCAGCAAUAUCUGGAGAAGCUUCCCAUGGAUUGCUCAGAUGGUCAUGCAACGAAUUUUCCUCUCGACCGAUCAAGGAUGCGCCACAACAGUGGCAGCGGCUGUAGGCGAACAUGACAAGGAUGUCCUUUACUUACAGCCAUACUGGCUCCCGGGGUCCAGCAACAACAAGGCACCGUUUCCAGUGUUCGAAAUGAUGGGUCCUUUCGUGGGAUACAAUGUUACCCAGCCCAGACUGCCACUGGAUGGAGGUGUCUUUGCUGCAAAGUCGCUAUGGAAUGUAUGCGAAGAAAAGAUCAUUGGAUGCACGAAGGAAUAGAUUGCUAAAAGCGGGUGUCCCAAUGGGGGGCUACACCUACGGAAACGGGGGAAUUCUACACUGCAUAAAUAGAUUUGAUAGCCAAAGCAUAGCUCAUCUAGAUGGCACGCUGCAAACA
This is a messenger RNA of Seminavis robusta, 1534 nucleotides long. Lineage: Eukaryota; Bacillariophyta; Bacillariophyceae; Naviculales; Naviculaceae. The record is from the annotation of a GenBank genome assembly.